AGGAUGUUCUAUCGGUUCGGGUGUUUGUAGUAAAAACCCGUCUUAAGAGCAUCUUACCCAUUAAACCGCUUGAAAAAGAUAUGAUGAUUUUUCCUAGUAUGCCUAAAGUCCUUGAACUGGCUAAAAAGAAGCCAUGUGCAAUAAAACCACUUAUUGAUAUUAAAAAUAAUAUCCUAAAACAACAUC
Racocetra fulgida is the source of this 186-nucleotide messenger RNA. The record is from the annotation of a GenBank genome assembly. NCBI's taxonomy places the organism in Eukaryota, Fungi, Glomeromycota, Glomeromycetes, Diversisporales, Gigasporaceae.